UGCCCCUAGUUUUCACUCUCCAGUCUCUUCUACUCAUCUGCAAUCCGAAGAUUCUACAGAAACGAGUAUAUAGUGGAGAAACAGAGAGUUGCGUUCAAAGAGAGAAUCAGAAAUCAGAAUGGAAACAGCAGCUCGAAAGAGGGGAAGAGGGCCUCUGGAAAGCGUUUACAGAGUCAUUAUGCGUCGCAAUUCUGUCUAUGUAACCUUUAUCAUCGUUGGCGCUUUCCUGGGCGAACGGGCUGUUGAUUAUGCUGUUCAUAAGCUUUGGGAAAAGAAUAAUAUUGGGAAACGGUAUGAAGACAUCCCAGUUUUGGGGCAAAGGCAACCUGAAGAAUGAAUUCCUCUUUCAUGACGACUACUUCAUAGGUUUGGAAUUUUGUCCAAAGUACUAGUAGCUAUACAAUCCUGGAUAGCGAAGCUCUGUUUAAGUGAUUGAGUUGAAGCUUUGCGCAUCUCAACUACUCCUGCUUCUUGUUUCCUUCUAAAAUAGGACUUCUUAUGUUUUGUUUUGUAGAAUGUUUACUAUUUCGAUCCAAGAAGGGACACCUUGUUUCCUUUUGUUUGAUGUGAUAGUUAUAAAUACUUGAACAUCUUGUUAUUGUAA
Molecule: messenger RNA, 604 nt
Organism: Nicotiana tabacum (common tobacco)
Lineage: Eukaryota; Viridiplantae; Streptophyta; Magnoliopsida; Solanales; Solanaceae
Source: RefSeq, a predicted model, not a curated record